GCAGUCUUCGGUCCCGCCCAGUAGUCUGGAUCCGGCCACGUGGUGGGCGGACCGGGGCGGUUCUGAACCUGAGACCUCGCUAGACCCUGAGUGUCGCCCAGAGUUCAGGGCGGGCGCUGAGGGGCGAGCGCGGACCCAAGACCAGCAGAGAGCGAGCUCACGGUGGCAGGGCAGCGCCAUGGCCAGCAAGGGUCGCGAGGGCGAGCACCCAUCCGUGACGCUCUUCCGUCAGUACCUGCGCAUCCGCACCGUCCAGCCCGAGCCCGACUAUGGGGCUGCCGUGGCCUUCCUUGAGGAGAGAGCCCGUCAGCUGGGCCUGGGCUGUCAGAAAGUGGAGGUGGCACCUGGCCAUGUGGUGACUGUGCUGACCUGGCCAGGCACCAACCCCAGACUCUCCUCUCUGUUGCUCAACUCCCACACAGAUGUGGUGCCUGUCUUCAAGGAACAUUGGAGUCAUGACCCCUUUGAAGCCUUCAAGGAUGCUGAUGGCUACAUCUAUGGCAGGGGUACCCAGGAUAUGAAGUGUGUCAGCAUCCAGUACCUGGAGGCUGUGAGGAGGCUGAAGGAUGAGGGCCACCAUUUCCCCAGAACCAUCCAUAUGACCUUUGUGCCAGAUGAGGAGACUGGGGGUCACCAAGGCAUGGAGCUGUUUGUAAAGCGGCCUGAGUUCCAGGCCCUGAGGGCUGGCUUUGCCCUGGAUGAGGGCCUGGCCAACCCCACUGACGCCUUCACCGUCUUUUACAGUGAGCGGAGUCCCUGGUGGGUGCAGGUCACAAGCACUGGGAAGCCAGGCCACGGCUCGCGCUUCAUUGAGGACACAGCAGCAGAGAAGCUGCACAAGGUUGUGAGCUCCAUCCUGGCUUUUCGGGAGAAGGAGAGGCAGAGGCUGCAGUCAAACCCUCAACUGAAGGAGGGGACUGUGACUUCUGUGAACCUGACGAAGAUAGAAGGCGGUGUGGCCUAUAAUGUGGUACCUGCCACUAUGAGCGCCAGCUUUGACUUCCGCGUGGCACCAGAUGUGGAUUUGAAGGCUUUCGAGGAGCAGCUGCAGGGCUGGUGCCAGGCAGCUGGUGAGGGCGUCACCUUGGAGUUCGCUCAGAAGUGGACAGACUUCCAAGUGACAUCUAUUGAUGACUCAGACCCCUGGUGGGCAGCAUUUAGUGGGGUCUGCAAGGACAUGAACCUCACUCUGGAGCCAGAGAUCUUCCCUGCUUCCACCGAUAGCCGCUAUCUUCGCGCAGCGGGGGUCCCAGCUCUGGGCUUCUCACCCAUGAACCGCACACCCGUGCUGCUCCACGACCAUGAUGAGCGGCUGCAUGAGGCCGUGUUCCUCCGCGGGAUUGACAUAUACACUCGGCUCCUGCCCGCCCUGGCCAGUGUGCCCGCCCUGCCCAGUGAUGGCUGAGCCCCACACUCCCUAACCUCCACCCUUGGCCAAUGCCAAGGACCCCUUUUCUCUCCUGCCCAACAAUAAAGUCUAUGUGGACAGGGUCA
Molecule: messenger RNA, 1494 nt
Organism: Camelus dromedarius (Arabian camel)
Lineage: Eukaryota; Metazoa; Chordata; Mammalia; Artiodactyla; Camelidae
Gene: ACY1
Product: aminoacylase 1
Exons: 15
Coding region: 179-1405 (408 amino acids)
Biological process (GO): amino acid metabolic process
Cellular component (GO): cytoplasm
Molecular function (GO): aminoacylase activity
Source: RefSeq, a predicted model, not a curated record